GUUGACAUUUUGACAUUCCGUGAUUCCCCUGAUUACGUGUGGAAAGUGGAAAGUACUUGAGGCAUUUGAGAUUGGAAUUCUUACAUAAAAGCUAGAUCAGCAUUAUUUAUCGUUAACUUUUGCAGUUCUGCAAGUAUCAGUAAUAAUACCCAUUAUCUGUCUCUAAACAGUCUCAUAAUACUUGUAGCUUACGCACAAUAUUUGUUAUUUUCGUAUAAGGAUGUUUUUUAAAAAUAGGUGCUGAUCAAAAUCAAAACAAAGGAUGGAUACCUCAAAAAGUGGGAAUGUGGUGAAGAUCUCCAAUUUGGACAGUGCAGCUACAGAAGAUAAACUGGAAGAACUUAUUAUGCUCUUAGUCAAGCUGAAAGGUAUAGUUCAAAACAUCAUCAUUUGUCAAGUGGGCAAUUUCGCUUAUGUUUUAUUCCAAGAACAUUGUGACGCUGAAGAAACAGUAAUGACCUUGGAUGGGAUGUAUUAUAGGUCCACCAAGCUUAGUGUAACACUCCCUGAUGAGAAUGAGAGUGAUGAAGCUUUCUUGUUGAUGAACAUUUUACAUACAAAGAAACAUGAUUUAAAUGCAAAUAGCAAUGAAAAAAAUGAGCAUCAAGACACAGAUGAGAAAAAUUCAGACAUUUGCAGUGAAGAACAUAGUGAGGCUACAAGUAAAUCUACUGGUGCAUCUGAUACAGAAAGUGAGGAUGAUAGUGCUUCAGAAUCUUCAGCCAAAUCAAAAAAUGCAAAUGAAUCAGGGCAAAUAGAUAAUAGUCUAAACAAUCCUAAUAAUAAAAGAAGUAGAGGUUCUAGACGAAGGCGUAGAUUGGGGACAUUUAACAAUAACAGUCAAACUACAAGAAAUGAUAACCCCAAUAGUAGGGGCAGGGGCAGAGGUAGAGGUCAAAGAGUUGGACCUAGAUAUAACAAUCACAAUAAUGAUCGAUAUAAUGUUCAAAAUAAACCCCAUCAAGAUUCAAAUCACAGUCAUCAUAAAUAUCCCAACAGUCGAGCGUUUCAUAAUUCUAAUUUUCAGUUUUACAAAAGAUCUGACUUAAUGAAGUCUAAUACAAGAAAUCAGAAUUAUCAAACUGGUAACAAUCGUGCAACUAUGCCUCCAAAUUUUAUAUUUGACGGCACCAAUCCAAGUUUUCCAGAUUUUAGCGUCCCUCCUCCAAACUUUUCUCCUCCCGUUAACAAUGAAUCUAACACUCAACCUGCAACUAAAAACAUCAACCUCUCUAUUAACUGGAACCAACAGAGAGCAGAAAAUGAUAAUAAUGGCAACAGACCUAACCUUUUCACUGGUUUUUCACAAAAUCAAGCAUUCUGUCCACCUGGAAACAAUUUUACUCAGAACCAAAAUAAAUAUAGACCAAAUAAUCAGAACUUUCAAGGUCGAAAACCUCAAAAUUACGUAUCACCAAAUAAUUUAAGAUCUGGUCAACACACAUUAUUAAAGGCAUUAGGUAGUACUCCAUCAGAUACAAGUUCAGGUCAAAGUACACCUUCUCUAUCCCCUUUGAAGCAGGCAGCAGUAACUAGCUCAGGCACAGUUGUCCAAGAGACUGUAUGUAGAACCCCUCCACCUCCAUAUUCCGCAACUUGUGAACCUGCUACUUCUACCAACAUUGUAGCAUCUAACACAACUCAAGAAGCUGCAUCUACUCUUACUCUAGCUUCUGGUUCUACCUCAAGUGCUCAGAGUACUCUGGGUAGGACCCCAUUAAAAGAAAACAAAUUGGAUAUUGCUAGAGCUGAAGAGGCAAUUAUCGGUUUGACUAUAGGAUCAAGAAGGUAUGAUGUAAAGCCAGGUAAAAAAAAGAAGUCUGAUGACUGUGUAAUUUUGUAAAUGUUUUUUUUUUCAUGUAAUGUGAUUUUUAUUUAAUGGCUCGAUUUUCUAAUCACAGGUUGAUUCUAACUUUACUGCUAGAAGUUAAUCCCCAAAAACUAUUUUUCAAUGUAAUGUAAUAUAUAAUUGACUUUAACCGGAAGACCAUCAAUGGGUUUACAGUAUAUUGAGGUUAGGAAAUUUCAAACUGCCGAUUCUCUUUUGAUACUAAAUCAAUUCCAGGGUUACGCGGUUUAGCUUAGUAUCAUAACAGACUUGUCAGUUUGAAUUAAAAGAUGCAGUGUCUAACCUAUACCCUAUUUCACGAGUAUCAAUCACUGUAGAAUGACAGCUGAUUAUCUAGUAAUAUCUUAAAAUUCCGCAUAUCGGCUCAGGACUCAUAUA
Acanthoscelides obtectus is the source of this 2227-nucleotide messenger RNA. The record is from the annotation of a GenBank genome assembly. NCBI's taxonomy places the organism in Eukaryota, Metazoa, Arthropoda, Insecta, Coleoptera, Chrysomelidae.